UUUUUUUUGUUUACAACUUUAAAGAUUAGGAAGGGAUAUUUAACUAUCACCAAAUUGAUAACUAUAACUUGAUAUCAUUUCAUCACCACUAGUGCUACUACCAUCGCCACCAGCUGAAGUUUAAGGUAAGUAACAGAGAAGAACAGAAUAGGUAGUGGUGAGAAAUAUGACAAGACCAAUGACAACACCUCCUCCACCUGACCUUCAAGGUUUAUCUAUCGAUGUCAGCAGUACUCCAUCCCCUAAACGUUCGUUAGACUCUGUUGAUAGUUCAAAUAAAGAGGUUCCUGUCUCAGCAUCAUCGUCAACAUCGUCAUCUAAGUCAUCUAGGAUUAGACCCAUGUCUCGUUCAAACUCAAUGAGAUCGAAGGGAUUUAAUCUCAAUCUUGCGGUAUCUCCACUUGCAGCCACUCCUUCAUCUCAAGCUCCCAGUUCGAUAAAUUCAAGAAAACUAGUUCCUACCAUUUCAUUACAUCAAGUAGAGGAAAGUCCAGUACCAACUAAAGCACCACCAUCUCCCCUGAUUCAAUCGUCGACUGAUCUUAAGUAUGAUGUACCUUUACCUCUGGUUGGUCAAUUAUUACAUAUGGAUAUUGAUGAACAAUUAAGAUUACUUGCCUUAAAGGAAAUGUGUGUGGUUGAAAUCAAAGAUGCUGUUAGUAAUCUUAAUAAAAAAUUGGAUAAGCAUGAAAAGGAAUUACAUAGAUUAAGGGAAGUGAUUCAAAAAUCAUUAUAUAAGGAGUUAACUCAUAGUGCUUCAAAUGCUGCGAUCCAAAAGGAUCAUCAAGAUAAGAAAACUAAUGGUCGUCCUAGACAGGAUAGUAAUCCUAGAGACGAAGCUAUUGCAAGUACUAGAAGAAGAAGAACUCUCUCUUCUUCGUCCCAUCCUAAUAUCUCAUCUAUCUUAAAUUCGCCUGGAGCUAACGGAGGUUCAGGAGGAGAAGUGGAAUCUGAUACUAAAGCAAAUUCAAAAAUAUGGAGUAAUCUUAGUAAACCAUUGAAUCUACUUCAACAGUUUGAUACCAUGUUACAAAAUGAAUUUGAAAAAUCAUUAACGGGUGGUCCACCAAUUCAAAAUUAUCACAAUAGUUCUAUCAACCAAAAUACUUAUCAACCACGACGUUCAGAAGAUUCCAUUUCAAGUUUUGGAUCUGCAGCUCCAUCCCCUCUAAAAUCAAAAUCAAGAAUUGCUGAAAAUAGAGCUGAUCUUGAUCAAUAUUUAGCUGCUGAAUAUUCGGGACCAGGUGUUAAAGCCAAUGCGGAAGAAAUGUUACAAACAGUUUCAACAUCAAUAUGGACGUUUGUAAAUGAUGUCAAGACAAAUGUAUUAUCAUCUUUACGAGAAGAAGAAAUAGACUAUAAACAAAAUCCAAAUCACAUGGGGAAUACCGCAUCUCCUCCCACGAUUUAUAAUCUUGAUACUGGGUCCACUGUUAGUAUAGAUAAAACUAACAAUGAAAGUGGUAAUGAUACUCUGAUUAUUUCACUCAAUGGACGACUAGAUGAUGAUGGUGAAGAUGAAACAACUCUAAAAUGAGGUAUGUUAUAGAUUGGAUUUUAUUUUUUUUUUGGGAAUGUAUCUUUUAUAUUUAAUGGGGUAUAAUUUGUUUAGGUUAUGUUAGUGUUUUUUGUUGUUGAUUAUUUAUU
Scheffersomyces coipomensis is the source of this 1647-nucleotide messenger RNA. RefSeq lists its product as uncharacterized. The transcript has a single exon. The coding region runs from base 167 to 1537 and encodes 456 amino acids. The record is from RefSeq and is a predicted model, not a curated record. Lineage: Eukaryota; Fungi; Ascomycota; Pichiomycetes; Serinales; Debaryomycetaceae.